This is a messenger RNA of Plasmopara halstedii, 905 nucleotides long. RefSeq lists its product as uncharacterized. The record is from RefSeq and is a predicted model, not a curated record. The transcript has a single exon. NCBI's taxonomy places the organism in Eukaryota, Oomycota, Peronosporomycetes, Peronosporales, Peronosporaceae. Bases 165 to 353 code for a protein of 62 amino acids.
GUCAAUGCUUGGAGCUCGAAAAUUGCACAACGCAUGAGAGCUCGUCUAACUUGAUAAGCUUAAUGUUCAACUAUUCGCCCUGAAGAUGGCAACUCUGGUGUGAGGACCGUCUUUUAACCAGCAUCUAGUCAUCUUUUCUGGUCAGGCUUUGACUGUCUACAUACAUGAUACAAAAGAAUUUUUGUCGGUUGCAUGUCAGAUCAAAUUUAAAUUUCUACUCAACUUCUAUGAAGACAACGUUAAUGUCAAGGUCAGAUCAAUCUUUGAGCUCGACCUCAUCUCUUCCAGGCAUUUUUGUAGCCUUUCUUGUGAAGCAGCCGGCGAUAAGAAAAAAGUAUAUGCAAGUCAACUAAGCGAUGAUCAAAAUAAAAAUAUUCCCAAAAUCAUCUUUGUACCGGCAAAAGCACGUUCAAAUUUUUUAAUGGCUACGUAAACGGCUGCACAACGCAGUUUCACCGCAUCAACUUAAACUUCCGAUCGAUUCAAUACUUCUUAUUGUGAACAAUGUUCACACUGUACAGGACUUGGGUUUCAACAACAGGGCUGAUGAGGAUAUUGCGUAUGAUGUGAGUGCAGACAUUGACUUAAUACACCGUUGUAAGCUUUGUAAAUUGCACAGAUGGCCGCUAACGAGUCAGCUAGGUUUACUUUUCUUUGCGAUCAAUACAUUGAGUGAUUUUGAACGCAGGACAAUUUUGAUUUUUCGAUGCCUUUAGGCCGUGUAAUACAACUUGGAAUGCAGCAGAUUGAUCAACCUAAAUUUGUUGAUUUAAACAUUGUUAACGUCAGGCAUUGACAUGUCUGUGUUCAAUAAUCUCAUGUUUUUAAAAGACAAAGCAAGUAUUGAAUCCAUACAAAAUGCUACCUCUCCAAGAAACCUUACGAUGUAAAAUGGGCAAAAUCUA